Messenger RNA from Penicillium samsonianum, 576 nucleotides. RefSeq lists its product as uncharacterized. The record is from RefSeq and is a predicted model, not a curated record. Lineage: Eukaryota; Fungi; Ascomycota; Eurotiomycetes; Eurotiales; Aspergillaceae. The transcript is spliced from 2 exons. Bases 1 to 576 code for a protein of 191 amino acids.
AUGCUAAUCACUGAUUAUUACUGCAACAACCUUCUCAGCCCCGAAUGGGACCCAAUCCAGUUCAAACCUCGGGGAGAGCGGUUCGAAAUCCUGCACCAGCCAGUCGAAUGCAUCCGAGCCAUAUGUCUGGCACCCCGCGAGUUCAAUCUUCCAAACAGCUGGACCUUUUUUCUUUCCACAUCUGAAGAAAACCUGACGGCGGUAAGGCUUCAUUGUCAACCAACCUACGAACGCGCACCCACCGUUCUUGAAAAUGGCUCCAAAGCCAACAUUGUGUUUCAAAAGAGAUCGACCUUGGUCCCACCCAAUGGGCAAUUGACCUUUGUUCUGACCGUGAACCCGGGAUUCACAGUGGGUGAUAUCCACCAGAUGAUCGUUGCGAAUAACCGUCACAAAUAUGAGAUUGACAAUGACGGUUGGAAUGGCCGAACAUGGGUUUAUGAUCAAAUCGAUCUCUUCAACCAGCAUGGCAUAUUCGCCGACCAGGACGAGGUCUCACUGGUGAAUGAUGGAAUCCAGAAAAGGUGGCCAGGGGAGUUUCCUGACCCGCUUGAGAUGGGGACUUACUAUGGGUGA